GAAGGGGGAGCCCUGAGGAGCUGAAAAGGGGCAGUACAAACUAGCCGCCUGCCUCGCACACACGGACCCACCGGAGUACAGGUGUCAGUGUUCCAGACCAGGAAACUGCAGGGGCCUUGGAGACAGACCCGGUGGAGAUCAGCCUCUCAUAACAACAACAACAACAGCUUUACACUUCCUGAAUCCUACAGCACCAUGGUCUACCACACACUCCUUCAAUAGGGACUGGAGACAGAUCACCCAGACUAAGAGUUGAAGUAUCACCCAGACUGGAUAAACAACUAACUUCCCUUAACAUAGACAUUGUCAUCUCCUACGAAACAACCUAAAUAAACCAACUGAACUCUGCUGCCUGAGCCUCAGCUCUAAUGAUAAUGUACGGAUAUAAUGGAACGCCAUCUGGAUGAGAUACGAAAGAUACAGUUGAAAUAUCGUCCAGCGGCGCUCGGCGAAUCCUGACUGCUCUUAGGAGUGACCUUUCUAGAGUGAAAUGCUGUUUCUCACUCAGUCCGAACCAAAACGGCAGGAAGCUUUGAAACACGGACACCCCGGUCGCCCCCCUCCUCGGCAUUGUGGUCUUCCAAGAUAAAGAGCUGCUUUCUGCACAAGAAAAAUAAUCUGUCAGGGAGGUGAUUUCAUUGCAGUCAACAGGCAUGUUUUGGUGGCCGGACUAAGAAAGAAAAUAAAGAAAGAUUGAAAGAAAGAAAGGGGGGAGGAAGAGAAAAGAAACGUCUGGGUUUUGGAGAAAGAAAGAGAAAGAUUGAGAGGGAGGGAAGACAGACACAAACACAAAUAGAAAAGUUUGAUGGUUUCUCAGCCUUUCUCCUUCAGCUGGAGAUUUGCAGUAAAGCACAUGGUUAUUGUGAAAGCUUCUUGGCUGUGGUCCAUGGGAACUGAUCCAGUGUGCUCUGUGUCUGUGGAACUCCCAGCCUGCUUUAGAUGUCUCCCGGGAGGUCCCUGAUACUGUUACUGGUAGGUCCUGAGUAAUACUGGGUAGUAACACUGCGUCAGAACCAGAGGAACGGUACACCUCUCCCGUCCGUCAGCCUCCCUCCCUGCUAGCUAGCUACAGGACUAAAAGGAAACCUUAAGGAGGAUUACUGCAGAAUAAAGAAAUGUCCAGCAGCAUGAGAAGAAACAUGGACAGCUAAGAUUCUCCUUAUCCCCACUGGUGAUUCACUUUUUUUUUGCUCCACUCGCUCUAAACGCUCCCCAAACGGUGAUCCUCAAACUGACACACAGACCAAGCCAGGGAAGAGGGCUGCAGACGGUACUGGGUAGAAGAAGAGACAGAAAACUGUGGAGCAAACCAGAGGAGAACCAGAGGGGCUCCAGAACUCCCCAGGAGAGCAGCAAAGCUCCCCCAGAUCGAGGCACCGUCCUGUGGGUAGAGAUGGAGACGGAGAGUGGUCAUAUGUCUGUGAGGAGGGGGCUAAGCUGGAGCCCAGGUGGGGGGAGGAAGCCCCUUCAUGGGGGGCAGGACAGGGACGUGGACACUGGCAACAGAGAGAGCGAUGCAUCUUGGGAGAGGCGGGACUACAGAGAGAUCAAAAGACAGGUGACAUCGACCUCCACCAAUCAGCUGGCUCGGAAAACCAACCUGACACGUAGUGCCAGCCUAUCAGAGAAGGAGUUGAAGGAGGCGAGGGUGAGGUCACAGAUCAUCGCGGCCCAGCUGACCGUCCCGUCUGGCUGCUCCAACUCCCGCGGCGUCCAGCUCUUCAACCGCCGCAAGAAGAGGGUCAACGCCUUCACGCUAGAGAGCUGCGGGGAACGAACGAGGGAAGUGGAGAGAGAGGAGAGAGACGGAGAUACCAGGAACAACAACCUGACAUGGGAAGAGGAGAAGGAGGGUCCUAGUGAGGGGACAGAGACAGACGGACAACUGAACUGGAAAAACAGCAUCGGGAUAAAACCACCACUCUGGUCGCCACCCUCUGGAAGUGAGGUCACAGGAAGUGACAUCAUGGAGGACCCAGGUGACGAGCACAUCUAUGAGGAAGUGGAUACAGUGAUACAAGAGAGACACUUCCAGCCGGUGAACGAGAGACAAGGGGAGGAGGAAGAGAGGAGUGGAGAGAGAGAAAGAGAGGAGAUAUAUGAGGAUAUUGAGGGUGAAGUGAAGGAUGAGAUUAUACCAGUAAAUGACAACAACACUGGUCCAGCUCCCCCUGAGACCCGUAAUGGCUUCCACAGCACCCAGGGCUCUGCUGGAGAGAUCCAGAAUGGCGGGCGAGUUUCUAUGUCCCUGUCCAGACAGACCCCCACCAUCGUCAACCGGACAGCCAGACCCUUCUUCUCCCCACCCACCGUACAGCCCAAGUCCCCAGAGGCAAGGAGUCCCGUCAUGGAUAACAACAUACCCCCAGCCCCCUCCUAUCCUACCCCCACACUUCCCCCAGCUCCCUCCUAUCCUACCCCCACCCUUCCCCCAGCUCCCUCCUACUCCACUCCCCCUCUGCCUCCUUUCACCGCCACUCGCCCUGUAGUCUUCUCUCCUCCUCCCCCUCCUCCCUCAUACCCCAUGCCUCCUCUCCCAGCCUUCCCCAUCCAUCCUCCUCCUCCCUCCCAGUCUCUCUCCAGUCCUCCCCCCAUGUCUACCGUCAUGUUUCCUAGGUCUACACCCGUCCCCCAGUACAACCCUCCUCCUACAGCUGCCCCAGUGCCCCAGUAUCUACCCCCCAACCCUCCUGUCACCCAAUACAUCCCUCCUCCAACCUCCCCUAGACCCAACACCUUUGUCCCCUUCACCCCUCAGCCUAUUGGCCAACAGAACCAGCAGCAGCCAAUCAAAACGGGCAUCCUGGAGGAAGGGGCGGCGGCCAUCAGACGAUCGUCGACAGCCAGGAAGUCCAUGUUCACCUUUAAGGAGAAGCAUGUCAUGGCACCCAACCCUGAACUCCUCUCCCUGGUCCAGGGGAAUGAUGAUAGGAAGAAGCACGGCCUCCGCUCCGUUCCCGACCCAGCCCCAGAGGAGGAGCUGCUGGCUCUGGGGGCCGAGGCCUCUAACUUCCUAGCGAGGGAGGAGGUGAAGGCGGAGGCUGCCAAGGUGCCGGAGUGGUCCUCCUGUCUCAAGAGCUCCAGGACCAGGGAGCCCAGAGGGCAGCACCAGCCAGAGCAGAACCUGACCAACGCAUCAGGGAAGGGGGCCGAGCUGUUCGCGAAACGCCAGUCCAGGAUGCAGAAGUACGUAGUGGAGAAUCAGAAUGUCUCCGGUGGUGGAGGUGGUCAGAUGAGGUCUCCGUCUCCCACCGUGUCUCUGCCGCCGUCUUGGGUCUACCCAUCUAAUAUGCCUGGCCGGGUCAAAGCUAUCGCUAACAACACUGACCUCAGCGCCAGGCUGACCCAGACCCUCCAGACCCCUCAGCCUGGGAACAGGAGGCCCAGCCAGCAGGCUCCAACCCCGGCCCCGGUCCCCGAGGAACCACCCCUGGAGAACGGCUGCACCAAGAUAGAGAUGGACCUCUCCAGGCACCAGCCCUACCAGCUCAACUCCUCCCUGUUCAUCUUCAACCCAGUCCAGGACUCUACAGGCACCCUGCUGAGCGCUCUGCCCCGGGGGGCCCCGCCACCACCCAAACCCCUGGUCUCAGCUGAGGCCUACUCCAGGCAGGCCUCCGUGCCCUCCUCCAACCCUCCAUCACACAACUACAACAGCCUGCCCCGCUUCAGGCCUACCCUGUCCCCAUCACUUCAGCCCCCAUCACUUCAGCCCCCAUUAGGAGGAAUUGGAGGUGGGGAUUACUAUCCUCCACAACACGGGGGGACUCCACAGCUGAGGGAUCCCAGGAUCACCUCUCCUGUCUCUGCCUUCUCUCCGGAGAGAGUGGCCUCUCCUCGGUCGGGCGUCCAGGCACCCAGACCCACCUUCUCUGCCAAGAGGGCAGGGAUCGAACCCCAGACGAGGAAGGAUUCCCCUCCGACCCUGACCCCCACCACCACCCCCACCCCCACCCCCACUCCCACUCCCACCAGGACACCGCAGUUCAGCCGUCGGUUCAGCAGCCCAGAGGGACCCCCCACCCACAGUGGGGUCUGGUCCCCAGCCCCCCAGACCACCAUCACCUCCUCCUCCUCUUCCAGGCCCCUCCACCAGGUGACGGCCACCUCCACAGCCACCUCCCCUUUCUCCCCACCCUGGGAGAUGAGGUGCAAGUCCCCCGCGGUGGUCAACCAGACCACCAAACCCUUCUCCACAGCCUCUUUAUCCAGGCCUAAACCAUCCACUACCACCUCACCUGUAUCGCCUAGAUCUCCCUGGGGGUCCCGCUGUCAAUCCCCUAACAUCAACCAGACAACCAAGCCUUUCUCCACCACCAUCUCCAACUCUUCCUCCUCCAGACCCUCUCACCCAGGCACCAUCACCUCUCCUCUCUCCCCCUCACCCCUGUCCCCUCCCUGGGGUUCCAGAUGCCAGUCUCCCAUCGUCAGCCCCAGCCCAAACAACUCCAAGGCAAACCAUCGCCUGUUAGCCAAGAACAUCAUCAAUGCGGCCAAACGUAAAAACAGCCCGUCCCCAGGUGCUCUGAGCGGCCACAAUCUCCCAAUCUCCCCACUAGGUGGCAACACCACCCACCAGCAUCACCAGGGCUACGACCACCAGCACCACCACAGCAGCAGCAGCUCCAAACCACCCUUCAGUCCCUACCAGUCCAGGGCCAUGGGGUGCCAGUCUCCCCACUUCGCCAGCCCUCCUCCCACCCCUACAGGGGUGAUCCGGUCCCCAGUAAGGCUCUACAACACCAGGUCCCUCACUGACUCGGAUGCUUCGGUGGAGUCGGAGGACUCUGGGCUGAGGUCUCCAGGACUGCAGCGUACCCACAACACCUGUCCCCGGGGCUGGGGCGGCAGCCUGAGGGUGAAGAGGGGCAGUGUUGGCACCGACCUAUAGGGGGAGCCAGGGAGAGAGGGUCAGGAGAAAGGACCAUUGAGCUUGCCCAAAUAAGAGAAAAUAAAACAGACAGGACAUUGAUAAAGAGACUGGUGGGUUUUGGGCAAUUCUUAAAUUCAUUGACGUAUAGGAGCAUCUAAGAUGGAGGGCCAGCUCAGCGCUUGCCCCACAGGGGAGAUAUGAAAAGGACUUUGAAAGGAACUGACCUUGUGUGUUUGUUGCUUUGGAGCAUCCAGGAGUAAGGGACAAUAAUGUUUGACCACACAGUAAAGAACCUGAUGCCCUUACAACACAGCUGGGACGUAGAAGCAACCCGUCUGGUGAUUCUAAAGUCCAGUAAAACCCACUGAUUUGGCUGGCUGGCUAUAGAAGAGUCCAGGACCAUCAAGCUCAGAGCAAGCUCAACAGUGGGAUUACUGAGAGGAGCUUGAAGGGACAAUUCACUGUUUCCUCUGCCUCUCAUUCUUACAUCUUAUAACAUACUUUAUACAUUUAGGAAAUUGAAGGGACUCUAAAAUACAAAAUGACUUGUCUGCAUCUUUAGAUAUGGACCUUGUAAUUGAAAAACAAAAUGUGUUGUUGUAUUCAGGCAUUGCUGAAAUGUAAAACUAGCUUACUUGCAUUUGACUAUGACAAGAGUUCCUUGAAUAAUCAAAUUAUUACAGUAGCUUACUUAUGUUUACUUUAAAAAAAAAAAAAUAUUCUAAUUUGUACCAAAAAAAAGCAUACGAGCUAGAGAAAAAUACCAAAGACAAUAUCUGGAAUGAUGCAGUGUUUUCAAAAACAGUGUUACACUUUUUCUCCCCCACAUAAGAAAUGUAUAAUGUGAUGUCGUAGAUAGGCUUUUGCAGAUAUUUUGUAUAUAUAUUGUUUUAAUGUUGCUGGGUAUACAUUGGAGUAUAAAGGAAUGCAGUUAAACCAUAGGUUGACAUGAUGUUUGCAGGUCUGACACAGGUCAAACUGGGGAGAGA
Molecule: messenger RNA, 5862 nt
Organism: Coregonus clupeaformis (lake whitefish)
Lineage: Eukaryota; Metazoa; Chordata; Actinopteri; Salmoniformes; Salmonidae
Product: synaptopodin
Exons: 5
Coding region: 1394-4891 (1165 amino acids)
Biological process (GO): positive regulation of actin filament bundle assembly
Cellular component (GO): actin cytoskeleton; nucleus; Z disc
Molecular function (GO): actin binding
Source: RefSeq, a predicted model, not a curated record